Molecule: messenger RNA, 1602 nt
Organism: Phragmites australis (common reed)
Lineage: Eukaryota; Viridiplantae; Streptophyta; Magnoliopsida; Poales; Poaceae
Exons: 2
Coding region: 90-1409 (439 amino acids)
Source: RefSeq, a predicted model, not a curated record
UCGGCAGUUGACACCGCGCGGCACACACCUGCGCAUUAGUUGCAAGCGCGCGGCAGUUGAGCGAGCUUAGCGCGCGAUCACCGGACGCCAUGGACCCCUGCGCGUUCGUCCGCCUCACGGUGGACCAGCUCCUCCUCAAGCUCCCCUCCGUGCCACGCCCCAGCUCCGGCGCCGGCGUGCACCCGUCCACCACGCCCUGCUUCUUCAUGCUCCACCUGCAGGACCACCCCUCCUCACUCUCCCGCACCGCGCCGCUGCCGCUCGCAUCCGCUGCCGCCGCACACGCCGACCCCGUCGUGCUCAGCCUCGACGCCGCCGCCUUGCAGAGGCUCUCGGCACGCCCUGCGGAGCUCGUCGUGACUGUGCACGUUGGACAGACAGGGAGCAACUGCGGCAUGAGCGCCGCACGCGCGCUGGGGCGCGUGCGGGUCGCGGUGGACGUGGCGCGCGCCGCGGCCGGGGAGACCGUCAUCGCCCGGGACGGGUGGGUGGACGUGGGGAAGCCGGCGUCAGGGUCGUCGUCCUCCGGCUGCCCCCGCGCCCAGAUUCACAUGGUCGUGUGGGCCGAGCCCGACCCGCGGUACGUGUUCCAGUUCGGCGGCGAGCCGGAGUGCGGGCCCGUGGUGUACCAGGUGCCGAGAGGAGGUGCUGGCGGCGGGCAGCGGCAGCCGGUGUUUACCUGCCGAUUCAGCACCGGCCGCAGGGCAACUCUUUCCAGAUCGCUGACGACGCAAUCGUCCAUGACCCGGAGCACCAGCCGUAGGCUGCGAUCCUGGCUCAGCAACACCCUCCACGGCGACGGCCGCGUUGGCGAGCACGCGCGGCGCGAGCAGCGCAAGGGCUGGACGGUGACCAUCCACGACCUGUCCGGCUCCCCCGUGGCGGCGGCGUCCAUGGUCACCCCGUUCGUGCCGUCCCCGGGCUCCGGCCGCGUCUCCCGCGCCAACCCGGGCUCCUGGCUCAUCCUCCAGGCCACGGGCGCGGGGCCGUCGAGCUGGAAGCCCUGGGCGCGGCUCGAGGCGUGGCGCGAGCGCGGGCCCGUCGACGCGCUCGGCUACCGGCUCGAGCUGAUCUUCGACUCGGGCUCCCACGAGUGCGCCGUCCCCAUCGCCGAGUCGUCCAUCAGCACCAAGCGUGGCGGCCAGUUCGUCAUCGAUCCGGCCACGUUCCCCGAGGUAGCCAACGGCGCCGCGUGGCCAUUCGCCGGUGGGUUCGUCAUGAGCUCCACGGUGGAGGGCGAGGGGCGGGCGAGCCGGCCCACGGUGCAGGUCUGCGUGCAGCACGUGACGUGCAUGGGCGACGUGGCGGUGUUCGUGGCGCUCUCCGCGGCCGUCGAUCUCUGCAUGGACGCCUGCAAGCUCUUCUCGCAGAGGCUCAGGAAGGAGCUGUGCCAGGAUCAAGACGAGUGAGAAGGGACCGACCCGACCCGAGGGAAGUGCAUUUGUGAUCUUGGGUUUUGCCUUUGUGCUGUGAGAUGUAUUGUUCAUGUGAUUAAUCUAGUCGAUUAGUUGUUGUUUCUUGUGGAUGUGAUGGCCUGUGGCUGUUUUUAUUGUAGGCUGGGUCGGAUCACAAGAACAGAACGUUGUAUGUUUAUUCUUUCAU